Messenger RNA from Drosophila kikkawai, 3008 nucleotides. It is a transcript of the gene slmb, whose product is annotated as beta-transducin repeat containing E3 ubiquitin protein ligase slmb. Lineage: Eukaryota; Metazoa; Arthropoda; Insecta; Diptera; Drosophilidae. The record is from RefSeq and is a predicted model, not a curated record. Gene Ontology annotation, molecular function: protein dimerization activity.
UGUGACCGUUCCGUCGCAUAGUGCUUGUGCUUCAUCAUCCGCAGAAACUUCAGUAGCUUUGUGUUAGCUGUCCGAAUUUCGGCGGUAACUAGUGAAAAACUCAUCUAAGUCGACCGCAUGAACAGUAGUCUGUGCGUUUGCGGGUCAAAGCUCAGGCACAACCUCGAGUCCAGCAGCGCUGAGCAACCCAGAGAAUGACUUGUCAAAGAGAUUUGUGCCACUGGUGAGAGGAGUUCGGCGUGUUGAGUUUCCCGUUUCGUGGCUUUGCCGUUUUCGCGCAUCCCGCCUGCGGGCAUACUGACAACGAGACUAGCGAAUUGUAAUUUUCUUUCGAGAUAAAUUAUAUUAAAUUGCGUACCGUGCUGCCGUGUGUGGUCCAAAAAGAGCGCCAGCGAUAGCCACUGCGUGGUGCGCGAGUGUGUGUGCGUGUGCGAAGCGAAGUAGCAACAAAAGCAGCCUCAGCAGCAGCGAGACGAAUCCAAACACAGCCAACAGCCAACAAAUUCUACAAACACACAAACAACAACACAAUGAUGAAAAUGGAGACUGACAAAAUAAUGGACGAAACCAACUCCAAUGCCCAGGCGUUCACAACCACCAUGCUGUACGACCCGGUGCGCAAGAAAGACUCCUCGCCCACGUACCAGACAGAGCGGGAACUCUGCUUUCAGUACUUCACCCAGUGGAGCGAGUCGGGACAGGUAGACUUUGUGGAGCAGCUGCUGUCGCGCAUGUGUCACUAUCAGCACGGCCAGAUCAAUGCGUAUCUGAAGCCGAUGCUCCAGCGAGACUUUAUCACAUUGCUGCCGAUCAAAGGCCUUGAUCACAUUGCCGAGAACAUUUUGUCCUACUUGGAUGCCGAAUCGCUCAAAUCCGCGGAGCUGGUCUGCAAGGAAUGGCUGCGGGUCAUAUCCGAGGGGAUGUUGUGGAAGAAGCUCAUCGAGCGCAAGGUGCGAACAGAUUCGUUGUGGCGUGGACUUGCCGAGCGGCGCAACUGGAUGCAGUAUCUGUUCAAGCCAAGACCGGGCCAGACCCAACGGCCACACUCAUUCCAUCGCGAGCUGUUCCCCAAGAUAAUGAAUGACAUUGACAGCAUAGAGAAUAACUGGCGAAUUGGUGGCCACAUGCUGCACCGCAUCAAUUGCCGGUCUGAGAACUCGAAGGGUGUCUAUUGCCUGCAGUACGACGAUGGCAAGAUUGUAUCCGGGCUCCGGGACAACACUAUCAAAAUCUGGGAUCGCACGGAUCUGCAGUGCGUCAAGACCCUCAUUGGCCACACUGGUUCAGUGCUGUGCCUGCAGUACGACGACAAGGUAAUCAUCAGUGGAUCCAGCGACUCCACAGUCCGGGUAUGGGACGUAAAUACCGGCGAGAUGGUCAACACCCUCAUCCAUCACUGCGAGGCGGUGCUGCAUUUGCGCUUUAACAACGGCAUGAUGGUGACCUGCUCCAAGGACCGCUCCAUCGCCGUCUGGGACAUGACCUCGCCCAGCGAGAUAACUCUGCGCCGCGUUCUCGUCGGCCAUCGGGCUGCCGUCAAUGUGGUUGACUUUGAUGAGAAGUAUAUUGUGUCCGCCAGCGGGGACCGCACCAUCAAGGUCUGGUCCACCUCGAGCUGUGAAUUCGUGCGCACCUUGAAUGGCCACAAGCGUGGCAUCGCCUGCCUUCAGUAUAGGGAUCGGCUGGUAGUCAGCGGCAGCUCAGACAAUUCCAUAAGAUUGUGGGAUAUCGAGUGUGGUGCUUGUCUCCGUGUCCUGGAGGGGCACGAGGAGCUGGUUCGCUGCAUCCGUUUCGAUACGAAGCGAAUCGUUAGCGGCGCCUAUGACGGCAAGAUCAAGGUGUGGGAUUUGGUGGCAGCCCUGGAUCCGAGGGCAGCCUCUAAUACACUCUGCCUGAAUACGCUUGUGGAACAUACUGGUCGCGUCUUUCGUUUGCAAUUCGACGAGUUCCAGAUUGUGAGCAGCUCGCACGAUGAUACAAUUGUGAUUUGGGACUUUCUAAAUUUCACACCCAAUGAGAACAAGGCCGGACGCACACCGUCACCGGCCUUGAUGGAACAUUAACAUUUCGUGCAACGGCAGCUGCGCGAGUUGAACCUAAUACCCUCGAGCGACGACGACGACGAGGACGAGGACGAUGGGGAUGGAGAUGAAGACAGAGAUGGCGAUUUCGAGGACGAGAUUUCGAGAGAUGAUGCUGGGGCUGUUAUGGGGGGAUAUGUUAGGCAUCAGGAUGCUGCCGAUGGCUCGGGCUCUAUCACGGGUUCAGGUUCAGGUUCCUCCGACCCAGAGCUGGAGGAGGACCUGGACUAUGAUUUAGAUGAUGUUGAGAAUAUUGAUGAUUAUGAUGAAUGAAGGUAGCCAGCGUAAAAACAUACAACAAUUUUGGAAUCCAAGUUACAGCGAUCUCUGAGCGUCUAUUUUACAAUCACACACCCACACACACUCAACACACACACACACAACUACAUCCACACAGGCACACACACACACACAUGGAAUAAGAUUAAAAUGAAGUUAUAAAGCAAACAACAAUAAAAGCAAAAGGCGUAUAUAUAGAAAACACGAAAAUAUUUUUGCAAAACUGGCUGUUAGGUUGUUUGUCAUGUACGAAUAUGAGAAUAUAAAGAGACGAAACUUUUGUAUUAGUUACUUAGGCGCUGUAAUACUAAUCAAAGGGUCAGUAGUCCUCGAAUCGAUCGGGCGUUACUUUAAGUGUUUCUUUAGCUCAAAUACACAAGCCAGAAUCGCGUGAACUGUCAGCUGCGAGGCAACUGGAAUCUGCAGGACGGCCAGCGAAGAGAGUUCAGUCUUUAGCAUAAAUGUUAGUUAGAGUUGCUUCAUUGAAAUUGGCAAGCAAGAGCAUCAGUUUGCACAUUUGUAACCUAUUUUAGCAUGCCUAUUGCCUAAUGUUUGUGUUAAUUGUAAAGUUUAAACUUAAGCCUAGUAUUUUAUUGGCAAUUGUAAGCUAAGUUACCCCAAAUGCAAAAUACAAAUAAUUUAAAUGAA